Fusarium odoratissimum NRRL 54006 is the source of this 1261-nucleotide messenger RNA. RefSeq lists its product as uncharacterized. The coding region runs from base 87 to 638 and encodes 183 amino acids. Gene Ontology annotation, cellular component: nucleus. The record is from RefSeq and is a predicted model, not a curated record. Lineage: Eukaryota; Fungi; Ascomycota; Sordariomycetes; Hypocreales; Nectriaceae. The transcript has 4 exons.
AAAAAUCCUUGCAGGUUAUAGCCACGACUACAUAGUUUGUACAAGCCGACAAUACACAUACAGCACCCAAAAGAUAAAGAUUCGCCAUGCCUACCACUCUUCACAAGACCCGCAAGCAGAUUUCAAAAAAGAGAAAUGGCGUCGUUAAUGCUCUACAUGAAAAGUCCAGAGACUCAAUGCGCCUUCACAAGGCUGGUGUAAGAGACCAGCGCAUUGAGAAACUCGCAGCUGCCAGGAGUAAAAAGGAACAACCUCUAGUUGACCGUGUUGCUUUCUUUCAACAAGCUCUACGCCUUAAAGACAGAGAUAACAAAGGUGCCCCAGAAAUUGAUGAGGUUCAGCGCAUGAUUCACAGUUUCGUUCAUCAAUACGAUGAGGAGUAUAACGAAACCAAGAAGGCCCGUCGCCCUGGCCGGCCUGCUAGUGUGAAAGAAGAUCUCCUCAAAGCCAAAAUCAACAUACUAGAGGAAGAGUACAAGAGUGGUUUUGUUAUGCCUGAUAUCUUGGACAAUGUAAAUGUGAACGCACUUCACCUUUGGGAAGGCUCCUGGUCAUAUCUCACCCAACUGAAAUGGGUCAAGGUCAAUAGUGAAGGCCAAGUCAGACCGACCAGCUUCCCAUCAGGCGGCACCAACUGAGUAUCUGGCGCAUAUCAGGAUGCACUGAAUCAAUAAUACAACCGGAAGUGGGAUGACUGCCGUCUCAUAUACAGGCGAGCUCGACCACGCAGUAGUUGUACAAGGACGAUUUGAAAGACACCGGGUCAAACGAGCAAGACCAUAACCCCCAUCAAGUGCUCAACAUGAACACCAAGGAAUACAAUACAAACCGAUUCUAUGGAUCCGAUGGACAACGAAUCUAUCGCCACCAUCUUCCUGCCGCAAGCAAUGCAGGGAAGAUUCUAGAAGCUAGACACGAACAAGCUGCCUGGACAUCCCAUCAAUGGUCUUGAGUAAUGGGUAGGUAUCGUGUUGGAGGAUGAUUUGAUUCAUAAGUUCAGACUGAAAUUAGAGGGAGAGAAGGAAGCUACAAGUCUUCUUGCGUUCACAAUUCUUACACUACCCACAGCUCUGUGGUUAUUCAACAUCAACGGCGACUCAAAUUACGUGAUGUUCAAACAGGGAACCCUUUUGGUAAGGAAAAGGUUACCGGAACCAUCCAGCAUUUCUUACUCAUGAUACGCUAUGAACUACCUAUCGUAUAAUGCAAGAUUCAUGUUCAAAUUAAUUCUACGUAACAAUUGAUGUCCUUUCGACCGCCA